This is a messenger RNA of Nematocida homosporus, 840 nucleotides long. Its product is annotated as CCR4-NOT transcription complex subunit 4. The transcript has a single exon. Gene Ontology annotation, molecular function: metal ion binding; nucleic acid binding; ubiquitin-protein transferase activity. Gene Ontology annotation, biological process: protein ubiquitination. The coding region runs from base 1 to 840 and encodes 279 amino acids. NCBI's taxonomy places the organism in Eukaryota, Fungi, Microsporidia. The record is from RefSeq and is a predicted model, not a curated record. Gene Ontology annotation, cellular component: CCR4-NOT complex.
AUGCAGCUAGAAACCAUGGAAAGAAGAGUAGGAGAUAAGGAAGAUUUACAAAAUAUAAGGGUUUUACAACGUAAUUUAGUCUAUGCCGUAGGAAUUCCGGCUGAGUUCGCCCGAGAAGAAAUUCUUUGCUCUCGGAGUCUUUUUGGCGGCUUUGGUGAGAUAGUUAAAGUAGUUUUAAGUCGGCGAUUAAGUAAUAGUGGUGGUAAUAGUAAUAGUAAUAGUAGUAAUAGUAGUGGUAGUAGUAGUAGUAGUAGUGGUAAUCGGGUGAGUAGUAAUAGUAGUAGUAAUCGGGUGGGUGGUAGUAAAGAGGAGAUGUUUAGUGCUUAUAUUACGUACUUAAAGGAAGAGUGUGCGGCUGAGGCUAUUAGGGAGAUGGAUAGUUUUAGGUUAGGAGAUAGAAUUGUGCGAUGUACGUUUGGGACUACUAAGUAUUGCUCCUUUUUCUUACGAGGGAUUAAGUGUAGUAAUGAUGGAUGUUUGUACUUGCAUGAGAAAGGGCGGGUGGAAGAUUCAUUUGCUCGGGAUCAGAUGUCGGUGCUGAAAACGAAGAUUGAGAAGAUUAUUGAGGUGAAAGGGAAAGGGAAGGAUAGUAUGGGUGGAGUUGGUAGUAGUAGUAUGGGUGAGAGUAGUAGUGGAGUAGUUGGUGGUAGUGGGUUGAGUAGUGGUAGUGGUAGUGGUGGGUUGGAAGAGAUUGAGGAGUUAUCGGAGUUGUUCUUAUUUAAACCAGAUAGAGUAGUGCGUCAGAGACAUUAUGAAAGCUGUCAUUUUAAUCCCUUCUAUCGCCGGGGCCGAGAAGAGGCGUAUGAGCAGAAGGUUAAAAGUAUCUGUGCCGAGAAGUAA